AUGUGUGUACAAUAUGUGUGUGCGUACAUUCAGACUCAUCAUGGCCACCAGGUGUAGCAAGGAGAAGACUCCAGGGUCCCAACUCCACCCUCCUGCCACCCCAGGGAGUCUAUAUAAGAAGGUGCCCUGGGCACAAGUCCUUCCACUGGCUAGGUUGGAACAGGACAGAACGGACAAGCCAGUUGGUGAAGCCGUGUGGGGUGCGUGAGCAUACACCCAAACAAUGGGCAAUAGCAAAAGCGGAGCCCUCUCCAAGGAGAUCCUGGAAGAUCUGAAGCUGAAUACCAAAUAUUCGGAAGAUGAGUUGUGCAAAUGGUACGAGAGCUUCCAGAAGCAGUGCCCUGAUGGGCGCAUCAGUCGGGCUGAGUUUGAGAAGAUCUAUGCCAACUUCUUCCCCAACUCUGACCCUAAGGUGUACGCCCGGCAUGUCUUCCGAAGCUUCGACACCAAUGAUGAUGGGACCCUAGACUUCCGGGAGUACAUCAUUGCACUCCACCUCACCUCAACUGGCAAGACCAACCUCAAGCUUGAAUGGGCCUUCUCGCUCUUUGAUGUGGACCGCAAUGGAGAGAUCAGCAAACAUGAAGUUCUUGAAAUCAUCACAGCAAUAUUUAAGAUGAUCCCUCCAGAGGAACAGAAGACUUUGCCGGACGAUGAAAACACUCCUCAAAAACGGGCUGACAAGCUGUGGGCAUAUUUUAACAAGGGAGAAACUGAUAAACUGGCUGAAAAGGAGUUUAUUGAAGGGGUGAUGAAGAAUGAAGCAAUAAUGGGUCUCAUCCAGUACGAGCCCAAGAAAAAAUAGACACUUUGGUACUGAUUGACAGGAGGAGAUGAAAGUGCAGGCGUAGACGUUAGAGCUUGGAAAGGUUAAUUUUGGGGACUACAACUCCCAGAAUCCCUGGGCCACAUGGCCAGUGGCUGUGCUAGCUGGGAGAAUUCUAGGAGUUAUAAUUAUAAAAAGUAACAUUUCCAAGCUCUGGUAAAAGCAUAUGUUUUUAUGCAUGAUGCAAAAUAAGGGGGAAUACUGUAAUACGUGUGUGUGAGAGAGAGAGAGAGAAUACAAGAUGGGGGAAUAUUGUAACAUCCCUUACUCUUUGUGUGCAUGCAUGAAAAAGUACUACUAUAAGUAAAAACAAUUGUGUAUCCCGUUCUUUACAAACCCCACUCCAUGCUCUGUUAGCAGUAGUAGCCCUUUUCCCAUUUCUGUCUUUUGAAUUUUUCCAUUAUUUUUCAACAAUAGGUACAGGAGGUAAGCCCCAUGGCCAUUAAAAAAUAAACACUCACCUGAGCUACUGAUGUAUUUGGAGAGAGAGGGGAAAAAAGAAAAGUUGGAAUUGAUGUUAUUAUUUAUUAAUUUAUUAAUUUAUUAUUAUUAAAUUGUGAAAAUAAGACACACACAAGAGAUGGAAGAAAGUAGGUAAGAGUCAGUGAACUUUGAUCCAGGAGACCCUUGUCAAGAUUUGUGAUAGGCAUAAAACUUAUUGGAUGUCACUGAGCCCUGUCAAUAACAUUUUUUUGAGGGUUCACUGAAGAAACCUGAAACCCUUUCACACAACAUGCUUACAAUGCUGUGAUUCAUUCCAUUUUAACAGCCAUGGUUCCAUCUUGGAACCUGGGAUCUGAAGAAGGGUAUUUAAAAUUAUAAACCAGAGAGCUGUAGCGCUUGGCCAAACUACAAACACCAGAUUUUACUGUACAAGGUGCUAGUGAUAGAAUUGAAGCAAAAUUACAAGAUUUGAUUCCUCUCCUUUUUGCACAACAUCGGCAUUCAUCCAUUGCUGAUCUAUUGUCAUACCAUUAUUAUUGCACAGUUUCGCAUUAAUGAGAAAUACCCACCAAUAACCAAUAUUACUACAUUCACAUGAUUGCACAUGUGCGGAUUCUUCUAGCGAUGCGGUAGUGUUAUUGCAAGGUUGACAUGGCAUGAGUAGGCAUGUCAUGCACUCUUCUCCUUGGUUCUGUUACAUCGUAAACCUUCCAAGGAGGCUGAUUUUGCCAAAUUUGGUAAGGAGUUAAUUUACUUAUUUAUGGUCCAGAUAAUUAGAGUUUGGGUCACAAAACGUAGACUCCGCAAUUAAAACAACAGCACAGAACUCAAGAAUCGUGAAUCACUGGAAAUGAGUGGCCCAAAGAAUCUUGCGAUAAUAGGUCUAAUCUUUUCAUUGCAAGAUUUUGGAAGGGGAAAAAAAGUGUUAAAAAUAUAUGUGCAAACCAGGAAGUAAAGGGAGUUGUUUGGGAAAGGGAGACCGUAAAUAUUUGUGCUACUGAAAUAAAUGCAUUAAUAAUGUUAUUGCUACCAUUGUAAUCGCAUUAAGCAAUUGUGGGAUUACAGUGCAAAAGCACCCUCAUACAGUAAUCUCUCCAGAAUUCGUUUGGAUGCAGCUGCAACAGUUAAAAAUAGGAUCAUAGCACUAUAACUGUGCAAUGUGAAAGGUCUCCUGAUCUGUAAAGUCCCUGCCUGCAUUCCUUGAAGAGAGAGAAGGAGGCAUGUACAAUAAAGUAGAAGAAAGAGGAGAGAUCUUUUCUCUUGAUGACAAAAAAAAAUUGCACUUCUACUAGCCCUUUCAUUUUUUUUAAUGCCACCUAACAGGAGUCUUGUCUUCCAGGCCUUUGCCACGUAAUAUAUUAAAAACCUCUUCCCUCUGAUAGCACCCAGGAGUCUGGGUUCUCCAUCCUUUCUCUCCUAUCAACUUUGCUUUCAGUGCCCCUACGAGAGGGUUCUGUCUUCCACUUACUUCACUUUUCUGAUUCACCAUUGCAGAAGGCUUAGGGCAUAUUUACUAGAUGAUUUUCAGCAUCUUGCCAAAGUGUAAUUCCCAAGAUCCUUUGAAGGGGAGCCACAGCAAUCAAAAUGGCAUAAACCUGAACCAAGCAUGUAGGGCACUUAAGGUUACUAGAGUGAAAAAUGGAGACAGUACCUGUCUCUUUAAUGGUUGUGUAGAAGACCAUUUCAGUAGGGAAGCUUAUUCCCUGGUAGUGUGACAAGCAAGACCCGCCAAAAUUCUUUGUUAUUAAAAACAUAAAAGCCUCCUCCAGUUUUUACUCUGGCAACCCUAAGUGUAGAUGGGUCUUGUCUCCCACUCCCUGCCAAGUUUAACCCUGGUAAUAUAUCCCCUUGUAUUUCUCAGGAGCAAGGAAGUAGAUCACCACCAUCCUACACAUGUUUAUUCCAAAGUUAGUGCCAUUCAGAUCAAUGGGACUUGCUUCUUGAUAAACUGAUUUGUUUGGACCAGGGCCACUGGCCUUGCAUUUUCUUACAAGAAGUUAGCAAAACAUUAUACUAGCAAAUCAUCUCUACUUUCUCAUUGUACUCCUCAACAUUGCUUGAAGAUGUAUUACACUUUGGUUGAUGGGGGAACCCUCUGUUUUUGCUCAUUUUUGUGAAUGGGGGUGAGCAAGCUAGCUAAUGGAGCUAUAAGAACCAACAGAAUCCUUUCUAGAUGUGGAUUUCAAUGUACCUUGUUGUUUUCCUUCCUCUGUCACACUAGUAGUAUUUCUUGUUUCUGUAAGAAAAAGGGGUUACGGUACUUUCUAGGGAGGGGCUGGCAGGGGUCAAUUUACUAAAAGGGAACGCAUUUAACUUUCUGUUACCCUGUCUGUUUUUCAAUAAAGGGCAUUGUGUGUACAAGACUUUGCACUGAGAAGUAUGUUCCAAAUGUCUCCAGGAGAAAAGUAGGUACCCUUGGAUAGGGG
Sceloporus undulatus (fence lizard) is the source of this 3696-nucleotide messenger RNA. It is a transcript of the gene RCVRN, whose product is annotated as recoverin. Lineage: Eukaryota; Metazoa; Chordata; Lepidosauria; Squamata; Phrynosomatidae. The transcript is spliced from 3 exons. The record is from RefSeq and is a predicted model, not a curated record. The coding region runs from base 224 to 805 and encodes 193 amino acids. Gene Ontology annotation, molecular function: calcium ion binding.